GUUCUGCACAAUUUAGACGGCUCAUAAUCUUAUUAAUUAUUUGUCUAGUAAAUGGAGUUGUUGUGCACAGUUUAUGGCAGCUAAAUGAGGCUCACAUCUCACAGCAAGGAAUAAUACACCAUCGGCCGCGGUGUAGCCAACUAAGAACCUGUCGGCCGCGGCGUAGCCGACAGAUGCAUGCUCCUCUCGGCCGCCUCUGUACAUCCCCGGUGCCGGAGCCAGCGGGCGCCGAGGUGUGCAGCAUCUGCUUCGACCAGGCUGUGCGCGAUCGAGGUCCGGGAGUGCCGGCACCAGAUGUGCGUGGCGUGCACGCUGUAGCUGUGCUGCCACGCCAAGCCCAAUCCGGCCAUGCAGAGCCAGCCGCUGCCCACCUGCCCCUUCUGCCGCGGCGGCAUCUCCCGGCUAGCGGUGGCCACCAGGCCAAGGCCGGCGACGACGAUGACGAGGAGGAAGAGGGAGAAGGCAGGCUGGAGUCUCCGCGGCACCGGAGGUCUCACCGGUCCGUGAACCUCGGCAGCAGCAGCAGCAGCCUCAUGGGCAGCAUCGCCUCGUCCAUCGGCAUCAAGAUCAUCGACGAUCGUCGUAUCGGCCGUGCAGAUGCAGCAGCACGAGAAGGGCAGGGGCAGCAGUGACGGUGGCAUAUGGAUGCAGCAGCAAGCUGCCGCCAAUGAUCGGUGGCGCGCAACACAGUGGCAGCACAAGAAGACGAGAAGACAUCAACAGUUGUGGCGUGCAGAAGUAGCCAUUAUGGAUGCAGCAGCAACCAGCCGGCGUGGAGGCGAGUCAAGGAGAGACGAGCAUGAGAAGCUGAGAGUGUCGUUGCACCUCGUUUGGCCUCCAAGACGCUCCGCCAGUGAUGAGAACCAAGUACAAAUCCGUCCAUGUGGUCUCCCUCGACCUACGCCGUGGCCGAGAGGGCCAUGCAUCUGUCAGCUACGCCGCGGCCGAUAGGUUCCAGUCGCGGCUACGCCAUGGCUGAUGGUGUAUUAUUCCUGUAAAUAAUUCAAACUGCAUAUUAUUUGUCAAAUUUAAUAAACAAAAUGUAUUAUUUAUUUUUUUAGCAAUUUUGUGGGACAUUCAGUCCAUUUCAAAUUGUAUGCAAUAACUAGAAGUUUGUAGUUUCUUAGUUUCCAGUUGAAUUAGUUUUAUGGUUUGGUGUUGUGCGCUGAUUUUGUGUUUGGACCAGUGAAUGGAUUUGGUUAUCACCCUUGCAUGAACAAUCAGUCAGCCAUAA
Hordeum vulgare subsp. vulgare (domesticated barley) is the source of this 1234-nucleotide messenger RNA. RefSeq lists its product as uncharacterized. NCBI's taxonomy places the organism in Eukaryota, Viridiplantae, Streptophyta, Magnoliopsida, Poales, Poaceae. Bases 174 to 632 code for a protein of 152 amino acids. The transcript is spliced from 4 exons. The record is from RefSeq and is a predicted model, not a curated record.